This is a messenger RNA of Suillus paluster, 860 nucleotides long. RefSeq lists its product as uncharacterized. The transcript has 5 exons. Lineage: Eukaryota; Fungi; Basidiomycota; Agaricomycetes; Boletales; Suillaceae. The record is from RefSeq and is a predicted model, not a curated record. The coding region runs from base 252 to 782 and encodes 176 amino acids.
CGAUUGAGUAGACGGGAGCACAUCGACCGCGUUGUUGAUGCUUGUUUACGCGUUUCCCACACUUUGCUUUGACGAGAACAAAGCAAUUGAUGAUUCCGAGCGAUGCUGCUGGAUUUGCAGAGGGUAUAAUUAUUGUGUUCGAUGAUUUCUGUGGCCAGUCACUUACACAGUUUACCUGUGGACGCUUGAGAUGCCCAGUAUAAAUGCGCAGAAUUUCCUGGCAGAUAAGCAUCCCCACUUCAAAGUAAUCAAUGUCUAACUCUACUACACUGCACGUGAGCCUAUACCAUUGCCCUGGCCUCUUUGCAGACGCUCCCGCCGAGUCCGAUACCACCACAGACUCAGAAGACCAGCACACCCUCACUGCUUUCAGUGAUGUCAGGCGUCCGUCGUUCCCUAUGAAGCAUACGAAUUUUAAAGAAGGGGAGUUCGGUCUAAUGAGCCCGGCUAGCAAAUUCUUAAAGAAUAAACCAUUGGUGUCUUCACCGUCACAUCUAUCCCCUUCCUUCUUUGUCGAUGCUUUGAAGAACUCUCUUCGAUCGGGCAAGCAACGUGCUACUCAGCGCUCACAAUUAGACGCUGUUGAAUCAGAAACCGGACCUCGUGCGACUGCCUCCCCAGGGUCAGGAGAGCGUAGCUCCAGUACUUCAUACGACUGCGAACAGGGGCAGUCAGUUAUCGCGAAGGCGGUUCCUUCCGUCGCCGAUGUUCCUGAACCAGCCAACGGUUGGAAGAAACUACCUCCCAGGUUGCCAAUUCCGAAUCGGGACGUCGAUGAUUGAGAGGUUCGCGCCUCUUGUUCAUCAAUGUAGUUGUACUGUAACCGUGCUGUAUCAUACAUACCCAUUUUCAAGACGGUG